Messenger RNA from Mycena indigotica, 1944 nucleotides. RefSeq names its product TOG domain-containing protein. The transcript has 2 exons. The record is from RefSeq and is a predicted model, not a curated record. Gene Ontology annotation, molecular function: microtubule binding. Gene Ontology annotation, biological process: mitotic spindle assembly. Gene Ontology annotation, cellular component: mitotic spindle; spindle microtubule; cytoplasmic microtubule. Lineage: Eukaryota; Fungi; Basidiomycota; Agaricomycetes; Agaricales; Mycenaceae. The coding region runs from base 1 to 1944 and encodes 647 amino acids.
AUGUCCAUCCGCGACCACAUCGACUCCCUGGCCCACAACCUCUCUCUCACAGAAACAGAGGAAACAUGGGACACCAUUCUACGCGCUAUCAACUCCCUUUCCUUGGCAUGUGCCAACACCGACUCAUACGACCCAACCGACCUUGUAUCCGCUAUUCGCCCCCUCUACAGGCCUAUUAUUAACGCAAUGAACUCGGAAAGAGGUCGUCUGUCCGGCGCAGCAAUAGAUCUCGUCGGCAUCCUCGCCUCAUCUCUUGGGGUGGCAUUCGAUCCUCUCCUCCACCAUCUAUUUCCCGUUCUGCUCGCUUUGUCAUCUCGUACGAGCAAAGUCACGAUGACAAGAGCCAGGACAUGCAUUCUUACCGUCAUUGACGCAACCCAACUACCAACCAUUCUGUCGUAUCUUCUUCAAUCUGCCGCCGAUAAAUCUAUUUCAUUGAGGGUCACGGUUGUUGAAUCGACAUUAGCUUGUCUCAACUGCUUCAACCCACCUGAUUUGGAGAAAGAAUCCAAGGCCAAAGAGAUUGAGGCCAUCAUACGGGUCGCUGCCAGGGACGCAAGCGGUGAUGUCCGCAAAGUUGGACGAAAAAUGUUCGAUGCCUACAAGAUUCUUUUACCAGAUAGGGUAGAGAGAUUCAUCGCACCACUCUCUCCAACGUCACGGAAAUAUCUCGACAUCCAGCCUAAACCAUCGUCAUCAAAGACACUGGGAGUGCCAAUGAAGCAACCACAACUAUCGUCUUCGACUUCGGCGAUGAAGCCUUCUACACUCGAUAAAGCCAAAACGCAUAUGCGUUCGGCCUCUUCCCCAGCAGUUGCUCCUCAAAUUACUCGGCCUGUUGCUCAACCAGAACGGCCCAAACCUGUUGAGGUUGUCGUUCCACCGAAAGUAACCGGCACAAUUCCUCCGUCACGGCAUGCUCCAUCUAAGUCUACCUUGGAACGCAAACGCGUUAUAUCCAUGUCGGCCGCUCGCACUCGCAUUGAAACAGAUUCAACAACGCAACCCAUUCCAACCACUAGUCAGCCUGUGAGACGGGUGGUCCCAGCUCAACAAGCAGUUCCCGUUGUUGUGACUGGCCCACAGAGGAUUCUGAUAAGCGAUAGUAAGCCCUUGGACAAAGCUGGACCGCAUCGUGGUCGUGUCAUAAGCUCCGUAUCAACUCCCGCCCUUCGCAUCGCAUCCACGGCACCUCCACCUCCAAAACCGACAGUGACGAAACCAGCUCUUAGAUCAACAACGACUACUGCAGGCCCAAGCUCCAAAAGAGUCCCGGUUUCUCAACUGAAAUCGUCACCUCAGAAGACUGUCUCCAAGCAUAAGGAGCCAGUCAAGAAUAGCUUGAUGAAACCAACAUUAGCACAACUUGCUCGAGCCAAAGCCAUCGAAAAGCGCGUUGCAGCAGUUGCUACUGGCGAGCCGUCUCGAGCAGAAAGACGAGCUCCUAGGAAAGCACCGCUUCCAUCGAGGAAGGUCAACAAACCAGUAGUGGAAAAAGAAAAAGAACCAAGCCAAGUGAUUGCAGAGGAAGAGGCUCCAGCUGAUGAACCUGAAAACGCAGAAAAAACAGACGAACAGCCUGCAGCAGAAGACAAGUUGCAGGAAGACGAAGAGAUACCAAAAGUUUCAGUCGAGUCCCUCGAUUUAGCGACUCCUCCUAGAACUGGUGCAGCUCCGAAUAUUUCUGUCAACAAGACGCCGAUUUCGGAACUGCUGCUCUCGAUAGAACGGGGAUUUCUAUUCACGCCGUCUGCGCCAUUAUCGCCUCCAGACUCGUAUCUAAACCUGCCUCCGGUUGGAGCCGCUAUUCCUUUUCCCAUCCCAACAACCUGGCCACACGCAACACAACAGCAAACGAGCCUGAAGCCUUUCGAGGUAGUCCGGCAGUUAGAUUCAAGGAAAGCUCUCGGUAAUGUAGAGACCAACAAAGAGCGUGUGCUUUAG